AUGUUUCUGGAUUCAAAUCUAAUGGAAAUAAUUGUCAAAGAAACGAACAACUAUGCAGAACAAGAAAGAAAAGCAAAUCGGGCAAAGAUAUCAAGGUGCUCCCGCAGUAAAAAAUGGAUCCCUACAAAUGACAGAGAAAUGAAGCUAUUCUUUGGGCUAAUAAUUCUUCAAGGUAUUUUCCGAAAACCAAAUCAGGCUAUGUACUGGUCUCAUCGAAGGAUUUGGCAUAAACCAGUUUACUCAAAAGUAAUGCUCGUAAAUCGUUUUAUUUUGCUUUUUCGAUAUUUACAUUUUUGCAAUAAUGAAGCUGGAAAAAAAGAUGAUUUUCCAAAUCCAAAACUUUGGAAGCUGUAUAAGGUGAUAGAAAAUUUAAGGGAAAAAUUUUGUAAUUUUUACAUACCGGAAAGUGAUGUAUCGGUUGAUGAAAGCUUGAUGCCUUAUAAAGGAAGGUUAUCUUGGAAACAAUAUAUUCCUAUCAAACGUGCAUGA
Stegodyphus dumicola is the source of this 489-nucleotide messenger RNA. Its product is annotated as piggyBac transposable element-derived protein 4-like. Lineage: Eukaryota; Metazoa; Arthropoda; Arachnida; Araneae; Eresidae. The record is from RefSeq and is a predicted model, not a curated record.